Molecule: messenger RNA, 1274 nt
Organism: Anneissia japonica
Lineage: Eukaryota; Metazoa; Echinodermata; Crinoidea; Comatulida; Comatulidae
Product: 40S ribosomal protein SA-like
Exons: 7
Coding region: 107-1087 (326 amino acids)
Biological process (GO): cytoplasmic translation; ribosomal small subunit assembly
Cellular component (GO): ribosome; 90S preribosome; cytosolic small ribosomal subunit
Molecular function (GO): structural constituent of ribosome
Source: RefSeq, a predicted model, not a curated record
CUCACUGAAAAAAAGAGCACGCCGCUCGCGAUUCGGUCUUUUUUCACGAUCUCCAUUGGCGUUACAAAUCUGUUGAUCCCCGUAACUUUAAAAGAUCAACAACAAGAUGUCCGGAAAUCAUGAUAUUCUAGCCCUCAAAGAAGAUGAUGUCACCAAAUUCCUGGGCGCUGGUGUACACAUCGGAGCCCAAAAUGUAGAUUACCAGAUGAUGCAAUACAUCUACAAACGCAAAAGUGAUGGUGGUUUCAUUAUCAACCUUCGUCGCACAUGGGAAAAGCUGUUGCUAGCUGCUAGAGCCAUCGUUGCAGUGGAGAACCCAGCUGAUGUCUGUGUUAUCUCUGCUCGCCCUUAUGGCCAGCGUGCAGUGUUGAAAUUCGCCAUGGCAACAGGAGCCACUGCCAUUGCUGGACGCUUCACUCCGGGUACAUUCACCAAUCAGAUCCAAGCUGCAUACCGUGAGCCACGUCUUCUCGUCGUGACUGACCCACGUACUGAUCAGCAACCAAUCACAGAAUCCUCUUAUGUGAACAUCCCCGUCAUUGCGCUCUGCAACACUGACGCGCCUCUCCGUCACAUUGAUAUUGCCAUACCUUGCAACAACAAGGGUAUUCAUUCCAUUGGUUUGAUGUGGUGGAUGUUGGCACGUGAAGUUCUCCGUCUUCGUGGAACCAUUAGCCGUGAGAUCUCUUGGGAAACCAUGCCUGAUCUGUACUUCUACCGUGACCCAGAAGAUGCUGAAAAGGACGAGCAAGAUGCCCGCGAGAGGGCGCAAGCCAAGGAAGAGCCUGCAGUAAAUGUUGGCUACCCGGAGCAGUGGGGUGGACAAGCAGAUGCCAUACAGCCAGUUGUCGAUGAUUGGGCCGCAGAAGCUACUCCAGCAGCAGCAGCACCACCACCUCAGCAAACUGGAUUCGGAGCUACCAGCGACUGGUCCACUGGCGGCACCGCAGAUGACUGGUCUGCUGCUCCACCAGAGCCAAACAAGACGCAAGACUGGGCAGCCGAUUCAGCCAAGACUCAGGAUUGGGCAGCACCAACGCCAUCGUCCGACUGGGGUGGUGCCGUCUCCCAGGAUUGGACAGCCUAAAAUCCACUAAAUAACUUUCGUCAUACAUGUCAUUAAACAAGAUGCUAAUGAAUUGUGGAGCAAUUAAGAGAUUACUUCGUAUCUAGAAUAAAACAACAGAAAAUAAGAAUUUGAUGACAUCUUUAAACUUUGUUUUAAUAAAUGUACAACUGAUGUUGUAUUUGAAAUAAAACAAGAAAAGAAAGUA